AGCGCUGCUCGGGAAUACACAGUCUGAUCGGAUGCGUCCAACCCACUGUCAUAUAAUUAUUUUUCUGUAAUAAAAAUAUAGACACAGAGAGAAAAAAACAGACGGAGCAAACGACGAGGAAUUAUUCAUUCUUAUCAACAGAAAUCUGGGUUUUAUUUCGACGUAAGGUUAUAAUCGACAGAUCAUCUUCCAAUCGUCGUGAUCCCACAGUGUGGGAAUGGGAAAUGAUGGAGGAUAAAGGGCCUCGUGUAGCCGACUACUUUGUCAUCGCCGGCCUCACCGACUCGUCCAAGCCCUUGGAGGAGGAGCUCCAUUUUGACGACGCCGGUCCCAAGUCUGUGAAACCCCAAGCCCCCAUCACCGAUGUAGCCGUGGUGAUCCGUUCCCUUGGUGAGGAGGUACCCCCGGGUUUCACCUGUGUAGAAAGCACCCCCUCAGGCCUCUCUGCAGAGCUCAAUGGAGCCAGCCUCAGGGGCCCGCAGAUCUUCUUGUGCAUCAAGCGAGGCAGAGAUAAGCCUCCACUGACAGAUCUUGGGGUUUUAUAUGAGUGGAAAGAGAAGCUGAAGCCUGGAUGUCACAUCGUCCAGACCACGCCCUCAGGUCGCCCUGCCAACAUCAGCAGCUCAUCCUCCCAACGCAUCUACAUCACGUACCGACGUGCUCCAAAGAGCCAGCCCCACACUUCACUGGCUGUCACUGAUGUCUGCAUCAUCAUCCCCGGUAAGGGGGAGACGCCCCCUCACACCUUCUGCAAGGUGGACAAGAACCUCAACAGCAGCAUGUGGGGAUCAUCAGUCUACCUUUGUUAUAAGAAGUCUCUGGCUAAAGCAAACACAAUCGCAUGCAAAGCAGGUCUGCUGUGUAGGUACCCUGAAGAGGACUAUGAGUCCUUCCCACUGCCUGAGUCAGUGCCUAUGUUCUGCCUGCCCAUGGGGGCAACGAUCGAGUGCUGGCCGGCACACACCAAACACUCCCUGCCUGUGUUUUCGACAUUUGUACUGACAGGGGCCUCUGGAGAAAAGGUGUACGGAGCAGCCAUCCAGUUCUAUGAGCCUUACUCAGAGGAGAACUUGUCUGAGCGUCAGCGCUCACAGCUUGGCCUGCCGAGCUCUGAUCUCGGACCUGAUGGGAGCAGGAGUGUUUACAGCAACAAGAGCAUCUGUCUCCUCUCCCACUGGCCAUUCUUUCAGUCCUUCAGGAGCUUUCUCACUUUCCUCUACCGAUACUCCAUUUCUGGACCACAUGCCCUGCCUAUUGAAAAGCACAUCUCUCACUUCAUGCAAAAUGUGCCAUUCCCCUCGACUCAGAGACCACGCAUCCUAGUGCAGCUGUCUCCACAUGACAGCCUGAUACUGAGCCAACCUGUGUCCUCUCCACUGCCUCUCAGUGGUGGAAGCCUCUCCACAUUACUGCUGAAUCUGGGCCCGAAAAAUGCAGCCACUCUGCUAGUGCUGGCUGUCACAGAGCACAAGAUCCUGGUUCACUCCCUGCGUCCAGCUGUACUCACCAGUGUUACAGAGGCCCUUGUGUCUAUGAUCUUCCCCUUCCACUGGCCAUGCCCCUACAUCCCCCUGUGCCCACUGGCCCUGGCCGGUGUGCUCAGUGCGCCGUGCCCUUUCAUUGUGGGUGUAGACUCCAGAUACUUUGACCUUUAUGUGCCCCCGGCUGACAUCAGCUGUGUGGAUCUGGACACCAACACCAUCUUCCAUAAAGACGACAAGAAGGCUUUAACAUGGAAAAUCUUGCCCAGGAGAGCCUGCAAACAUCUUCUAAAUACCCUGAAUAAGCUCCAUCAGCAGCUUACUGAGGGUGGUCAGUUCAACCGUGAAGAUGUGCAAAUAGAACAUACGGUCACCGACAGCGAGCUCAACGGUGGGAAGAGCCUCCACACUCUGGAGCUGGAGAUCCAGGAGGCCUUCCUACGCUUCAUGGCAGCCAUCCUACGAGGCUACCGCUCCUACCUGCAGCCCAUCACCCAAGCCCCCUCUGAAAAGACCACUGACGUCAGCUCGCUUUUUGACCUCCAAGGCUUCCUCAAGAGCAGAGACCGUUCCCAUCAGAGGUUUUACUCCCUUAUGACCAAGACCCAAAUGUUCAGCCGUUUCAUAGAGGAGUGCUCCUUUGUCAGUGAUAAAGAUGCUAGCCUGGCUUUCUUUGAUGAGUGUGUUGACAAGCUAUUCACCACUGGAGGCAAGAUGGACAGUGAACGGCCAGAGGACACCAGACUGAUCGAACUGGAUGAAUCCCACCGCAGCGAGCACACAGUCUAUAUAAACCCUCCAGAACUGCCUCCACUCCCACAAGGAGAAGAACAUCCUCUGUGCUAUAGCUACUCUGGGUUCCCUGUACUGAAUACUGAGCUUCUGGAACCGCUGGAGGGACCAAAUCCUCCAUCAGCCGGCUUGGCUUCACGCCACAGCAGCCCAGCCAGCCCUACAGCCAUCUUUAGACGCUCUAAACAGGAGAUCAAAUCGGCUCAAAGGAUGGCCAAAACCUAUUCAUCAAUGCCUCAGAUGUGGUCUAAGUGUCUGCUGCGCCACUGCUAUGGCCUAUGGUUCAUCUGUCUACCCGGUUUUGUCAGCACCUGCCACUCGAAGGUGCGGGCUCUGCGCAUGGCUUACGAUGUGCUGAGGAAGAUGCAAGACAAGAAGCUUCAGGCUCCAGAUGAGGUGUGUUACCGUGUGUUGCUGCAGCUGUGUGGACAGUACAGUCAGCCAGUCCUGGCUGUCAGGGUGCUGUUUGAGAUGAAGAAGGCUGGAGUUCAACCAAAUGCAAUCACCUAUGGGUACUACAACAAGGCGGUGUUGGAGAGCACCUGGCCCUCCACUACCAGAGGAGGCUACUUUUUGUGGGGAAAGCUGAGGAACGUGGUCCUGGGUGUGGUCCAGUUCAAGCAAGCAGGGAGGAAACAACAAACGCCACACAGAGAUCCUCAGCUCUCAGACGGCAGUGAUCUUGACACAGUCAGUCAUGGCAGUUUGGACAGCGCUAAUGACUCUGCCGAGCGCACCUCCAUCGACACUGACUUCACUAAAAUGGACUCCAGUGAUGAUGGAUUUAGUACAGGUGGACAGUCAGACCAAGGCUAUGAUUCCUUGUCCAAAGAGGAGGAGAGGAUGUGCGGUAGAGAGAGUGACAGCACGCCGCUGGUGGAAGACAAAGGACCGAGACAGUCCACACCCGAGACUGAGAUUCCAAUCAGCAGCAUCUCUCCUUCUACUAGAGGCUGCAAAUCAACAGAUGCCAGUGCAGGCAAUGGUGGCAGGCUCGUUUCCAAUCCAUCUAGUGACAUUGCUCUGUGUGGACCUCUGCCAAAAUCAGAGCGACCAAAGUCUCUGGACUUGUCUGGUGGACAGGGGUCUCUGAGGCUCCACGUCCCUCACCUCACCACAACGAAGCAGCACCACCUAGCUGCUGACAGACUGCACGGGGUGGAGGAAGAGGAGACGGAGGCUGAUAAGAGUAAACAGAAACCCCUGGUGGAGAGGAGCGUGAGCUGCAGUGCCGGGACUGUGAAGAGGACAGGUAUUGAGAUGGGAUUUGAUCCUCUGUCGCUGAUGGCUACAGCAACAGUGCAAGAGUGCGACCAGGACAACAGCAGCACACCCACCGCCCGCCGCGAGCUUGCUGAGGAGAUUGAGAUGUACAUGAACAACACUAACAGCCCUCUGAGCAGCCGCACACCCAGUAUGGACUUGCAGAACCCCUCAAGCCCCUUGUUUCACUCUGCAUCAUCUCCUCACACCUCCCCCCGACCCUCCACCCUGCUCCGCUCCAACACACACUUCCCACUGCCUGUCAAACCCAGGGAGCGGCUGAGGCCAUCACCGUCUCUUCCUCUGGGUGUUUGUAACAAAGACAGGGAGAGGCCUUCCUCCUUGGUGUCACCCUCAUCACCGACUCCCUCCACCUCAUCGUUCUCCAUGGACUCUCUGUUCACACCGACUCUGGACAUCUUUAAGAGCAGUGUUAUAUCAGCAGGGAAGGGAGUGGCUGAGAAGGCCAGCCGCCUCUACUCCCGUCUGUCUUCUCAGACUUCGUUGACACAGGAUUCAAACUGUGACCAGAUUAGUGUAUCCUCACUGACCUCAGGAGACGCAGACUGCUCCUCGCUUCUUGAUAAUGACUCCUGUUUGGACCCAGAUGGCUUUACCUCCCCCCAGCACGGCAGUGUGUCUCGGCUCAGGAGGAGCCCUAUUGUCGGCCAUACCAACCUGGGCAGCCCCAGCACCCCCAACAGAGUGUUCAGACACAACUCCUUCUCUGGUGGUUUGGCACUUCCUUCUAAAACUCCUCACACUCCAGAUUCUUCCCCCGACACCAGCCGCUUCCAACCCACUCCCAAUUACACCAUCGAGGUACUGAUGUCCAGCUGUUCACUUUGUAAGACGUGUGACUGUCUGGUGUAUGACGAAGAGAUCAUGGCCGGCUGGACAGCUAACGACUCCAACCUCAACAGCACUUGUCCUUUCUGUGGCACAGCUUUCCUGCCUUUCCUCAAUGUGGAAAUCAAAGACCUGAGACCACAGAGCAGGUCUUCCAAGGAAAGUAAUCCUGUUACAGAGGAGGACAUGUCUGCGUCACUCAGUCCUGAGGCCAAAAUGUCUGGGGCAGACUGUGCAGCUCAGUCAUCUGCAGCUCCCCCGCAGAAGCAGGAGGGCAGCGGUAGUGCCGGGCCUGCUACGAUGUCUGCACCAACGUCAGCCUCUGCUCCGGUGACGGUGCCAUACCUGAGCCCUCUGGUUCUGUGGAAAGAGCUGGAGAGCCUGCUGGUGAACGAGGGUGACCAGGCCAUCUCCUCCCCGAGUGUUGUCGACCAGCACCCCAUCGUCUUCUGGAACCUGGUGUGGUACUUCAGGAGGCUGGAGCUACCAAGUAACCUGCCGGCUCUUAUCCUGGCCUCCCAGCACUGUAGCUAUGGAGACCAGACUCUUCUUUCAUCCGAGGACAGUAAGCAGGUGCUUGUGAGGAUUAUGUGGGACAACCUAAAGUUACACCAAGACAAAGUUCAACCCUGUUAUGUCCUGUGGAACACACAUUGUGCUAACUCCCUAGUUCGCUCUGGGCUGUGUGAGGAAGGCCAGCUCUUCACGGUGGAGCUUCUGCAGGGUUUCGUGAGAAGCAUUAAGAAGAGUGAUGUCUAUCAGCCCAUGAGCCAGAUCAUCCAGCUCCUUGGGCCAGAGCUGGGUUUCAAAAGACAGAGGAGCCUGUACAGAGAUUUAUUGUUCCUCACUUUGGUGUCUUUGGGCAAGAACAACAUUAAUAUCAAUGCAUUUGACCGGGAGUACAAGUUGGCAUAUGAUCGCCUCACCCCCAACCUGGUUAAACUGACACACAACUGUGACCGCCCCCCUGGAGCAGGGGUCAUGGAGUGCAGGAGGACUUUUGGAGAGCCCAGUCUGUGAACUUCAUCUCCUCUUCUGUCACAUUAUGUUUUUCCUUCAACCACGGUCACUGCUGCUGUUUGUUUGUUUUUUUGUUUUUUUUAACUGCUCUUCAGACUCAGGACCAGCUCACCUGACUGGAGCACAGAGCUCUUAAGCACAAUUGGAAAAAGACACUUAAUGUAAAGCGACUGCCAUGAGUUUCUUGUACACUGUUAGAGCUGAGAGGCCUGGAGUGACAGGCCCUGUGCUUGUAAAUAUUUAGAAAAUCCACUGUAUUUUCAGUAUAUCAAUAGUAACAUGUUUGUACAGUUCUACAGUCUAUUUUAUGACUUUGUGUUGAAGCUGUGAGUAAGUAUGUAAAAGUAAGUGUAUGAUCAAGUUGUCUGAAUUUCUCAGUGGUCCCGGUGACCUUAUUAAGACUGUUGUUGAGUGUGUUAUAAUAAGUACGUACUUUUAGACAUUCAUGUUUUUACAAAGCACUUUGACAAGAUGAGCUCUUGACAUUCAUUCUCAUUUAUGUAACGCUGUGGCCCAGCAGCCUACGAUUAAGUGACUUGUAAUUGGGCAGCUACAGGACUUACUGUACUGUCUAAAAUUUCCAUUACGUGCAGUUAACGAAAGCAAAGAAAUUCCUCCUCAUUUGCACCCUGUAAACCUGGCAGGGCUGUGCUCACAUGCCUGAAUACACUAAACUAGAUCAUAACAUCAAAAAUGAUAAAACAUUAUUUCUGAAUCAAGAAGGGAGAACUCAAUGAUCAACAUGCAUAACAUUUAUUCAUUUAUCAUUUUUUAUACCAAAAGAGCCCAAAAGGGAGUAAAACUUCUAUGAUGUAUUUUCAAUUUUUUAAGCAAUACCUUUUUAAAAGUGUUAGUUUAGUGUGUUAUUUGGGACCACCAAGGAUAGAUUUCCUUGAAAACAGUACAAUCAAAGUAAUUAUAGACAAAUAAUAACUGAAAAUAAAAAAAAUCUGUUGAUUUAAUCAAAACCUUUUUUUUAAAAUAAUUAAAUUCAUUUAUUGAC
Thunnus maccoyii (southern bluefin tuna) is the source of this 6408-nucleotide messenger RNA. It is a transcript of the gene dennd4a, whose product is annotated as DENN/MADD domain containing 4A. Gene Ontology annotation, biological process: regulation of Rab protein signal transduction. The coding region runs from base 225 to 5405 and encodes 1726 amino acids. Gene Ontology annotation, molecular function: protein binding. The record is from RefSeq and is a predicted model, not a curated record. Gene Ontology annotation, cellular component: cytoplasmic vesicle. NCBI's taxonomy places the organism in Eukaryota, Metazoa, Chordata, Actinopteri, Scombriformes, Scombridae. The transcript is spliced from 31 exons.